UUAAAAGGGUUUAAAUUUGAUAAAUUUGGAAUACCUGGAACGGAAAUCGAAAAUUACAGCGUGCUCUGUUCCAUUUCCGGCGAUUAGGUCUUUUCGGCGAAGAGAAACGAAAGAAAUGAAGAAAAAGAGUCCCCCUGCUCUGUUGCGAUUGCUCUUUCUUUCUCUUUUUUUUUUUUGUUGAUGGAUGGAUGAAGCUUUUUUCUUCUUCUUUUUUGUAAUGACUGCGAAAUGUGGAGGAGAAACGGAGACGAGUGUCCCGGUUGAGCCGAGCACGGAGGGCGCCAGGCGCCGCCGGAUGGAAAUUCACAGGUUCAGAUACGUCGCAGCCGCGGAAAACGCGGCGGCUCGUCCGCCUGAAAAUGGACGGAAGAGGAAACAGGAUGAAGUUUCCCCCGGUUGCCUGACCGGAAGAUUCGAAGAAUCCACCGGAAAGGUUGUCGAGAAGGUGCCGGAGGUCGAAGUUUCCGGCAGUCCGGAAUCUGGUGUUACCACUGGAUUAGGAUCCGGGUUGAGCUCGGAUCAUGGCCCGAGGUUCGGCGUAACCUCUGUUUGUGGCAGGAGAAGGGAGAUGGAAGACACGGUGGGGAUCCACCCGUUUUUAUGCCGGAAUUCCCACAGAAGCUCCGGCGACUCUCAUUUCUUCGCCGUCUACGACGGCCACGGCUGCUCCCAUGUUGCCGUGAAAUGCAGGGACCGAAUGCACGAGAUCGUGAAGGAGGAGCUCGAGAGCGGGAGCAGAUCCACCUGGAAAGAUACCAUGUCCCUGAGCUUCUCCAAAAUGGACCAAGAGAUCACCGACAUGUCCAGCGGUCCCACCGCCGGAGCCCGCCCCUGCUGCCGCUGCGAGCUGAAGAGCCUCCACUGUGACGCCGGCUCCACCGCCGUCGUCGCCGUCGUAACUCCGGACAGCAUUGUAGUCUCCAACUGCGGCGAUUCACGUGCCGUGCUCUGCCGUAAAGGUGUCGCCGUCCCACUCUCCCACGACCACAAGCCGGAUCGACCCGACGAGCUAACACGGAUCCAAGACGCCGGCGGUUACGUCAUCAACUGGGACGUCCCUAGAGUCGGUGGAUUACUGGCCAUGUCUCGAGCAAUUGGAGACGAUUACUUCAAGCCUUACGUGAUACCGGAGCCGGAGGUGACGGUGACGGAGAGAACAGAGCACGACGAGUGCUUGAUACUGGCAAGCGACGGGCUAUGGGACGUGGUGUCGAGCGAGACGGCGUGCAACGUGGCCAGGAUGUGCUUGAAACACGGGAGACCACCGUCGUCUCCGGCGAGAUCGCCGGCCAGUGCAUCGGAGGCCUGUUACGGAUCCGACCUGUCGUGCUGGGACGCGUCGAUCCUGCUGACGAAGCUGGCUUUGGCGCGGCAUAGCUCCGAUAAUUUGAGCAUUGUGGUCGUGGAUCUGAGGCCAAGAGGCGUGUAAAAACUAAAAACAAAUGGGUUAUUUAAUAAAAAUUGGUGUAAUUAGGGCGAGAUUAUUAUUAAUAAUCAUGACUUUUAGUUUGGUAACAUGAGAUGAUGUGAGAUGCGAGAUGAGAAUUGAUACUCAAUACUCCCUCCGUCCCCAAUUUGAUUACAAUUUUUUUUUUCUCUCCUCUCGAUAACUUUUGUUUGUUUACGCGAUUUCAUCAAGUAUUUGAUAAAAUAAAAUAUUCUUGUUACC
Molecule: messenger RNA, 1669 nt
Organism: Cuscuta campestris
Lineage: Eukaryota; Viridiplantae; Streptophyta; Magnoliopsida; Solanales; Convolvulaceae
Source: the annotation of a GenBank genome assembly